GUAAACAGUAGUAGCUAGCAGCAUUAGCUGGCUGUGUGUAAUGAAUGAAGUGAAGACGGUACUGAGUCACAGCGCAGCUCAUUAUUGAACGAGUAAUUAAAGAAGAAUGAGUUCAGUUGAGAGUUUGAGAGAGUUUGUCAACGAGCGACUAACUGCUGCUGCUGAAGAAAUAUUCAGAGUUUUUAAAACAACUAUCGUCCAGUACGAGGAAGAGAUCGAUCGGCAGCGCGUCAUGCUGGAUAUCUGCUGGAAACCCCAAGUAAAGUUACACAGGAUAGAGCUCCCACAGCAACAUGUCUGUAAGGAGGAGGAGGUUCUGGCUGACCAGCAGCUCUGUAACCAGGAGAGGAACUCCAGUCUGGACCAAGAGGACCCAGAGCCUCCAGAGAUUAAAGAGGAACAGGAGGAACUCUGCACCAGUCAGGAGGGAGAGCAGCUUGUAGUGAAGGUGGAGACGGAUACCGUCAUGUUGACUCCAGCUCAUGAGGAAAGUGACCACAGUGAAGCAGAACCAACAAGUGACCACCAGCUCCUCUCUAACAACUCUCAUGUAGCUGAGAGCCGAGACCAGAAAGGAGGAAAACAUGGAGACUCAGGAUCAGCUGGAGAUGGAGAGCCGAAGAAAAAGAAAAGACGUCAUGGAAAAAAUAAAGACUCUACCUCAUCAGACAUUCAACAUAACACUCACCCAGGACGGCAUCUCACAUUCAACUCCCCUUCAACUCCUCUGCAUGGACGCGAUCAACCCCUUUCAGCCAGUCCGCAGACAGGCGAGAAGAAACUGCUGAAUGCUAUCAGUGGGUUGUCUCAUCAGCUUACUCUGUUUGCUGCCGAUGUGAAUGAGCAGGUCACCGUAGUAAACUCCAGGUUGCUGUCCAUCGAGGAUAGGCUGGCUGCUUUGGAGUCGAAAAACUGUGUGAAAGAGACUAACUCUAAGAAGAGAAGACGCGUGCACAAUCCCAAGAUUGCGGAAGCAGUACGACGUCAUCACAACUCGGAGACAAAUUGUAGGCGCUACGAACCGGAUCAAGGACUAACUUCGCCUCAUAAUGAGGCCGUGACCUCCUAUUUACUCAGAGCUUUGUCUGCAAGUCCAGAUUUACGUGAUGUUGGUAAUGACGCCAUUGUGUCUGCCUGUAAGACAUAUUAUGAGACAGUACGCAGGAGCUUCAGGUACAAACAACCAGAUCUUGCAUCGCAGGCGGAAGCUGUGAAGAGUUCAGCUCGGAGUCGAUCGAGAAGAAAGAGGCUGCUGGAAGCGAGACAGAGUGUGCUAGCUGAGGAUGAGGUGGAGCUUUGGAAGUCCGCCACCAUAGACCUGAUGUCUGAUGAGGAAGACGGAGUCGUUGACGGGGUGUCUGGAUGGAUUGUGAGACCUCCGUCCUUUCGCAGCCGGGAGCUCACCAAGCUCUGUGCCACGCUGCAGUCGAGAUUAGAGGCGAUUCCAAAGUACAGGGCAACGCACCACAGACGUCUGCAAAAUGGACCGAAUUCAGACAGAACGCCACCAGUUACCCACGGCUACGAGGCGGAAAACAGACACGCCACGGUGCUGUAGGAUUUUGGGCUUCUCGUGAGCUUCCCAUUUGUUGUGUGGGCAGAUUAUGCUUUGAAAAUAAUUGUGUGUUUGCAUUUGUGCUAAUAAAGCUCCUUCUUUGAAUAAACA
Molecule: messenger RNA, 1666 nt
Organism: Acanthopagrus latus (yellowfin seabream)
Lineage: Eukaryota; Metazoa; Chordata; Actinopteri; Spariformes; Sparidae
Exons: 7
Coding region: 107-1558 (483 amino acids)
Source: RefSeq, a predicted model, not a curated record